This is a messenger RNA of Esox lucius (northern pike), 1595 nucleotides long. RefSeq lists its product as uncharacterized. Lineage: Eukaryota; Metazoa; Chordata; Actinopteri; Esociformes; Esocidae. Bases 198 to 1595 code for a protein of 465 amino acids. The transcript has 6 exons. The record is from RefSeq and is a predicted model, not a curated record.
AUGCAACCGUGUUGCUCAGGAUCAAGCACUUGUUCUUGGAUUUAUUGCUGAGAAUUCUCUUCCCCUCUCAGUCACGUCUGGGAUUAUUAAAUUGGCUCAAGAGUUGGCCAAAGAUCCAAAAGCACUUGCUGAACUGUCAAUGGACAGGACAUCAGCAUCAUACAAGCUUACCCAUGGUGUGAAGAAGACUAUCCUGGAUGAAGUACUUGAGGAAAUCAGAAGUGUCCCCUUCUCCCUCAAUAUUGAUGAGGCCACAAGCAAGACAAAUCGAUGGUGACUCAUGUCACCACCUUCAUAAUGCUAGCAAGAAGUUGUGCUGUCCUUUUGAGCGUUGGGUUGAGUCUUUGCUGUCAGACCUGCACACAGACCACAAAUGGUCAGCUGACAUGAAAGAUGGCCUCAGAGAAAUUUGCAGUAUAUUUGGAAUCCAUUUCUCGCGGCCAGAGUGCUAUAUUCCACAUCGGUGGCUCUCAGUCUUGGAUGUCAGUCUGGAAACAUUGCGAAUGUGGGAUGCACUGGUCAUGUUUUACUAUGCCUUCCUCAGCAAUGAAGAUAAGUGUACAUACAAGGACAUUGUCAGUGCCAUUCUACAGAAGCGUGAAGUACAGGAAACAGGCAGGGCCCGGAUCAAGGAGUUGUGGAAGGAGUUGGGGAACAGGUCCAAGACCUUCACAAACGAGGGGAAGAUGAGGAAGGUCAGGAUUUGCAAGAAGCAGGUGCUAUUUGAGGACAAGAAAACCCUCCUUGAGCUCCACUUCUAUUCAGCAGUCCUUCCCAUGCUGAAACAUUACGUCCUGCUUUUUCAGUCCAAGGACCCACAGGUUCAUAAACUCCAUGAUGAGCAGGAGAAACUUGUAAGGGAGUUUUUAUCUUGCUUCAUCAAGCCAGAAAAAUUGAUAAACAGCAAAGGAAGGAAUCUGUCCGGGCCAAAGAUGAAGUUGCUUGACCUGACAUCGACAGACGCCCAUCUCGCAGCACCUUUUGUUGGCUCUGAGGCCUCAUCCCUCCUUGACCAACUAGGGAGGGAACACCCUGUUGUGAAGGCUUUCAAAACUAAGGUAAUCAAAGCCUACACCAGCUGUGCAGGUGACCUUCAAACAAAGCUACCUCUUGACAGUACAACCCUAAGGACUCUGUCAUGCUUGGACCCAGAUGCACAGGGAAGCCAUUACAUUCUUCCUCAUCUCCAGAAGUUGCCAAACAUGUUUCCAGCUGUGAAGCUUAAUAAAUUGGAGAGAGCUGGAUUUCAACAUGAAAUACACAGAUAUGCAAGUGACAUGACACUACCUCAGAUGACAGAGGGGGCAAGAGUUGAUUUAUGGUGGAAUGUUGUGAGAGAGACUCAGAGGUACCCAGCACUCUGCAAGCUUGCACUGUCUGCACUAUGCCCAUUUCAUGGUCCACAGGUGGAAUCAGCAUUCAGUGUAAUGUCCAACAUCCUGCAAGCCAAAGCUUCCAACCUAAGUGUUGAGUCAUAUGAGUCCUAUCAAGUGGUCAAAUACAACCUGAAGGCCAUGCAGGUGUCGGCCAUUCAACACUACUCCCGGAAGACAAAGGAGAGUCCUGUUAAUGUGCUCCAAGCCCAGGCCAUCUGA